This is a messenger RNA of Symbiodinium natans, 5886 nucleotides long. The record is from the annotation of a GenBank genome assembly. NCBI's taxonomy places the organism in Eukaryota, Dinophyceae, Suessiales, Symbiodiniaceae.
AUGGAGUUCUGCAGGGUCUCGGCGCCCCCUCCAGCAGCACCACUUGGCAGCGAAAUCAAAGACCCAGAUUCCCCGCACAUCCAGGUCAUUUGGCUCAAUUGGCAUAGCGGGCUCUUCAAAAGCAGCUGCCUGGGAGGGUCCUCGUUGCCAGUUGCGAGUGAUUUCAACACCAUUGGCGUGGCACGCACUCUCAAGUUGCAAGUCUGCGCUGGGGCCACCCGCGUCGACAAUGCGGACAACAUGGGUGAUUGUUGCUCAACCGCAGCUGAACAGCGCAAUUCAGGUGAAUCCUCAUCUGACACGGGCACGGCCAAAUCCAAACAGGAUGGCGGAACUGGCGGAAAAAGGUUGGACAUGUCCUCGCAGCUCUUGCAAGGUGAUGUGGUUGCAAACGAAACCUUCCAUUUCGUUGAGCAAGCCUUGGAGGCUCGAGCGGCGAUUGAUGAGCCAGUCAAAGCAGUCUUUCAGCAGCGCCCUGAGCUGCUCUUGUUGCUUCCAGCACGCUAUGUCGGAAAGGAAAAAUCGAAGGAGCUCCUCCUACGCAACACAUACAUCAACAGUCAGAUGGGCCCACUGGCAGAGAUCCAGUUGGAGGCCCCAGGCCAGGGCUUGAAGCCUCAACGGCUUGCUUGGAUGGAUGCUGGCCUGGAUGACAGGAAUGGGCAACCUGUUCUGACAUGUAUCUUAAAGCGGCGCCUGUCGCAACAUAGUGGCGUGAGUCAGGUGAAUGUUUCCUGGUCUGGAAAGGGCUCAGGCUUGAUCUUGCUGGAGUGUGCUGAAUGCUGCGUUGUUGCGUUGCGCAAGAGGCAUGUGGGUGCCGCCCAAGCAGUCAACAGUACAGACGAAGAGAAGUUGGUGGAGUUGCAGCGGAGGUGCUUGCCGUCCUUACCCGCAACCUAUUUGGAGCCAAUCCUUCCAAAGGAUUCCAGAGCUUCGUGCUUGGCUGCCAGACCUGGUCCCAACUACCCUUUGCUGCUGGCUGGGGACAGCAGUGGUACUGUGGCGCUUUAUGAUGUUGACCCCAAAGCGGGCGAGGGCCACACUGCAAAGUCCGUAUGGUCUUUGUCUAUGCAGGAGGCACUGGUAGAGGUGUGCUGGGGACCAGGUGGUGGCUGCUUUGCUGUGGCAUCGGGAGGUGGCACAGACAGCCGUCUCCAGGGUCUGCGUGACCGGCAAAACCGUUCCAAAGGAGUCGAGAGCUGCUGCAUCACGAUUUGGAGCGUCCACUCUGCUGGUCCCAAUUGUUCUGUAGGCGAACUGAUGGCACCCAUUCGGCGAGAGUGGAGCCUCCGCUCGCUUUGUUUUUGCAACCGCGGCUUCCGAAUCGCUGCGGCUUCAGCAGGGCCCUUGUGCACAAUGGUUGUUGUGUUCGAUGCUGAUACGCUGCUUGAAGAGUGUCGCCUAGUUCUGCCGCGAAUGGAGAUGCAUAGUAUUGGCCACUUUAUUUCUUCGCCAGCGGCAGGAGCUGGUUCAGAACAUUUGAUACUUGCAGCAGAUCGGCGAGUUCUUCUGUGGGGACUCGAAGGCCAAUCGAGUCCGUCAACACCUCGUCGAGAUGUGGGUGGCAUCAAGUCGCAGCCGAUUGAUGUUAUCUAUUGGGACGAAAGUCCCAGCCAGGAUAUAUCCUUCACUGUGGAUAACGAGAGUUUGCAGGUGCUUGCAGUUCAGGAAGGAGGCUUGGCGCACCAGCUGGGCGUACGUGGAUCCUCAGGCUGGCUACUCUCUGGUUGGCGGUCACUGGACCCAUCUGCUGCUGGGAAGCCGCUCCAGCUUCAGCUGCCUCGGAGCAAGGAUGAGGUCAGCAAGAUGCUGAACUUCAAGCGCGUUCUGCUUCGCUUGCAGCCUCCGAAUGUUGACUUACAAACGCUGGAACUUGGCAACAGCCGCGUGCUGUGCGCUGCAGCUUCUCCGGACAACACGUUGCUGGCUGUGGGCUGCGAAAGGGGCGAUGGAACAGGUCAGCUUGCCAGCAACUCCAUCGAAACCGCCAGCGCGGAAGGUCUCGUUGGAUCCCACAAGCGCCGAGCACAAAGAUGGUCAGAGCACUCAAGCACUCUUUCAGUGUGGAGCUUGGAUACGCAGGAGCUGUGGCGUGCGAAAGAGGUGCCGCUUAGUUCGAGCAUUCCCGCCCUUUGUUGGCUGGAUUCCUGCAUGCUUGUCGUGGCACUUACCCAGACCAAGUCCGUUGGGCUAGUGAACGCCGAGUCCGGAGCACUUGUGCGCAGGUGGUUCUUCAACAACGAAACUCCUCAGCUAUUGGCGGCAGCGCGUGGCUGCCGUUGGGUGGCAGUGGGUUUUCGGUCACAACGGACUGGCAAAAAGGCCACACAUUGCGCCGUCUUUGAUCGAGAUUCAGGCGGCGGCACGUGGGUCCCUUGUGGGAUUUGUACACGUGCUCGACCAGUCGUGGCAUGCUCGGAUACUGGGCAAUUCCUUGCAGUUGCAGGCGCAGAUUUGAGACCAGCAUUGGCUUCACUGGAUGCGAGUCCCACAAACACAACGACGGUUGACGCUACACUGUCAGCAGCGGCUGUGGAAACCAGGUCGCGCUCCAGGGGGCUUUCCAUCUGGAAGAUCGGGGACAUGACUCGACAGAAGGUGAGCGGAAUUGCAGGGCAAUGGAUCGCGGAGAGCGUGGCUCUACAUGGUGAGCUUUUGGUGGCCAGCUUCCAGGGUGGAGGCAUCAUGAAGGCCUACCGCCUGCCGGACGAGGAGCUCUGUACCGAAGAGCACGCGCAUUCUUUGCAGGCCGUGGCAGCGUGUGACGACCCCACAAGCGGCGUGGUGGCAGCGGCGGGUCCCGGCGUUGCUUUAAAACAUUCCCAGAAGACAGUCGUUGGUCUGGCAUGCUGGAUAACCCGGCACAGUUCUAGGCAAAGCCGGCACAGUUCUACUGGCAUCGAAAAGGCCGAUCUCACUUUCUCCUUGCCCGGGGCAGCUGUUGCUGCGCUGUCAUUCCUCCCCGAGCGCAUGUUCCUUGCGGGUGGCGUGAACCUGCGUGCCAUGGCCGUGGCAUGCAUAUGGAACUUGAGUGAGGCAGGUGCUGCGCGGGAGAUCUGCGAGGUUCGACUGGACAUGCGCCCAGGACUGCGUUGCCUGGCCAUUGGUCACGACGGGAGCCAGCGGCAUCGUGAUGUGCAGCGCGAGGCAGAAGCCCGGCGUUCGUCCCCUUCGGCGCUCAAAGAGCCGACACGGUCAGGCAGAAAGCCUUCCCAAAGUGGUUUGUUUCAGCCCCUUGCAGAGACGCUGCCUGCAGCUGUGUUGGCCAGCAGCGGGUCAGACUCGCGCGUUGUCGUCCACGAAGUCCGCUGUGGCUUCCGCACAUUCUUUGACAUUAGUGAGCCGACGGACGCGGACCUCUUGCCCAGAAGACAACUCACGCAGCUUGCGCCAACAGUAUUGCGCUUUGCAAGCUCCGGUCGUAUGUUGGCUGCUGGGGACAACGCAGGACGAGUUCACCUCUUUCUGCUGGGACGACAUCGUGCCGAAAACGACAUUGUGCAGAUGCGUGUCCAAGCCCACCGCGUGCUUUCUUUGAGUGGCCACGUCUGUGAUGUCAUCUUGAAAGGCGAGCAACUGUUUAAAGCUGUUUGUCUUCAGAGUCCAGUGGAGUCACGUACGCAGCAUCAAGAAGCUCCGCGUGGAGACCGCUCAGUGAUGGUAUACGACCUUCUCAAUCCUUCACUCGAGUUCAUGUUGCCGGAUUUGAAGAUGAAGGCUGAAGACGCCAGUUCUGCAUUCGGCGCCCAAUUGGAGAUGUUACCAAGUUUACUUCACCAGCAGCUCCCCCAAUCAGGCUGGACGCUUCUCCACUGCUGCGCCUGCCGCGGCCAGGCCCAACACGCGCGGCUGCUCGUCCGGCUUGCGGCUUCCCCAUUCCAGCGCGACGCCUUGGGCCGGAACGCACUGGAUGUUGCGUUGCAGCACAAUGAAUUCGGAGUUGUGGAGGACUUGAUGACGGUGCUGAUGGAGCAAAGGCACACCGCGGAGUACGGUCAUGCCUGGGACCAGUUUGGUGAGAAUGCUGAGAUCCUUGGUAGGGCGCUUCUUGCCAGCAGCUUGCCAGCAGAGCACCAGGCUCUGACGCAAACCGUCGUACGGCUGCUGCGUCACAGAAUGGCGACCCUCCCGGAUUUUCUGGACACAGUCUGCUGUGGAGUGCCGCGGCACUUUGAAGUGACCCGAGCUGGGGAGAAGCUGAAAGUUCUGCCCUCGCGGGCUGCGCUGAAGGAGAACGAAUUCAUGAUUCGAGCCUACAGUGCACCAGUCUACCGGCCCGAAGCACCUGAGUUCAGAGGCUUGGUGCCGAGCUCCGAGGAAACCCACACGCCUGAGCGGCCCGUGGAGAUCCGCGUCUGGUACCUGCGUGGUGCGCUUGAUGAUGACGUGGGCCUUGUCCCCGCGCUGAAGGAGUCAGAACAAGAAGAAAUAAUGCGGACGAAGUUCGUUCACGUCCUAUUGGAAGAGCAAUGGGCAAAAGUGGGCCGAAGGCAAUUUCGUCUCGAACUGGUGCUAUACUUGAUCUAUUUGGUGUUCUUUGCCGGAUGGUGCAUUACUGGCCGAGCAAGCUGUGCAGAUCCUGGCCCCCCUGCAGACGAAACCGAGGAUUUCAGCAACGUGAUCGGCUUCGCUUUCCAGAUGUUCCGAGUUGCGCUUGUGAUCUUCCAGCUCUUCUUCUUGUAUGAGGAAUGGAAGCAACUCGCCUACGAGGUUCGCAGGGCAGAAGCAAAGAGCCUUGUGGACAAGAUGCGGGCUGUCCUGGGGUACUUCACAACCUGGAACAACUUGGACAUUGUACGGAUAGCUCUAAUCAGCACAGCCGUGGUUUGGAGCGUUCUUGAUCGAGCAGAUGUGUUCCUCGGAGACGGCAAGAACCUGCUCGCUGUAACCACGGUCUUCGUUUGCUCAAGGCUGAUCAGUUUCCUCCGAGCAUUUCCCAAUACAGGCCACCUUGUGAGGACGCUGAUCACAAUUUUUUGGGACAUGGCCGUGUUUUUCCGCCUCAUGCUGUUGAUGCUGCUGACCUUUGUCUUUGCCUUCCUUUUGCUUUACGACCAGCCCUUCUCGGUGGAAGGAAUUGCUGAAAUGAUGUGGUAUGUCUACGUUCAUGGGGUCUUUGGCGAUGGUGAAACUGCGCCGGGUGGUGCUGAUGACUCCACUUGGAUGGCAAGAUUGUUGCUGGUGAUGUGUGUGGUGGUCAUGCUUGUCGUGAUGAUGAACUUUCUGAUUGCCAUCAUGGGAGACAGUUACGACAAGGUUCAAGAACGUGCUGAGGAAGCACGAAACGUGAUGAGAUUAGAGCUGGUUUACGAGGCCGAAGUUGCCAAUGUCAUUCCCAGAAGGUGCCGGAAAGAGAAGGCCUACGUCUUCACCUGUGAAGGUGUGCGAUAUGCUGGAGGUGGCUUGCAAGCUACCCAGCAAGAAGCAAGCCGCUGGGAGGGUCGUGUGCGCCAGGUGGAGUGGAAGGCCAUGCGCCGUGAGGCUCGGCAGACUUGGGUCACGCUGACGGAGCAGUCUGGCCAACUGGCAGCCAUAGAAGACCGCAUCCAUGCGCUGGAGUCGCACGUUAACCAGGGCCAUGCGCGACUUCAAGAAACCCUUGCAUCUUGCCUUGCCUGGCUUUCUUUCCUUACCUGCUGUCCAGUUCUGUCAGAGUUUUUUUGUUGUAGGGGAUUGGAGGUACAUGCACAAACGAAAGUCCAUCACCAUUACCCCCAGCUCUUUGGGUCGAUUCACAGGGCCAAUGUCUUUGGCAGGGUGUCUUUUGCACUCCUCUUCAGUGGUGCGGCUUCUCAUGGCGACCUCCAAGUGACCGUGCAAGAACACUUGACAGACUUGGCACAUCAGAAAGUUCUUGCAUGUCGUCUUCAACCGAACUUUCCCUGA